GAUGUAUCUUUCUUAGUCAGCUGAUGCAAAGGUGCAGUGAUUGUGGACAAAUUUGGAAUGAACUUCCCACAAAAAUGAACGGAUCCCAGGAAAUAUCGAAGGCUAGUGACGUCAGUGGGCUCUGGCAUGUUUCUGACUGCAUUAACUUUGCUUCCUUUCUCUACUCCUUCCGGUGUAAGCGUAUGCCCAAGAUACUCCACAGACGACUGAGCAAAACUACAUUUCUCUAACCGACAUCGCAAUUCAUGUUCCUCAAGGCGUUGUAGAAGCUGCUUCAGGUUCUGCAGAUGAUCAUCAGCACUUUCUCCACUGACCAAGAUGUCGUCCAAAUAUACUGCUACCCCUUGUAGAUCACAUGUCAGUUGUUCCAUUAUCUCCUGAAAGUAGCCAGGUGUAGAGCUGAUUCCAAAUGGUAGUCGAGUUUGCAGGAGAACUCCUCUGUGUGUACUGAGAGCAAGACGUUGUUGACUUUCUUCAGAGAGCUCAAUCUGAUUGUAAGCGUCUGCAAGAUCGAUCUUUGUGGAACCAAAUCCUCCACCAAGUUUCCUCAUGAGGUCCUCAGGAAGUGGAAUGGGUUGACGGUGCUCAUCCAGUUGACAGUUUACUGUCACUGAGUAGUCACCACAGACUCUGAGUGCUGCUUUUCUUCCAGGAAGCGCCGCUUUUCUUAUUGGAACAACAGGAGUACCCGGUACCCCAUUUGUUGAAUGUGACUGGUUUCCAGAUACCACGCUUGAUGUCUGCGUCAUAUGCAGCAUUGAGGUCCUCUUGUAGUGCCAAUGGAAUAGGUCUCGGCUUGCAAAAUUUUGGUUUUGCAUCAGGCUUGAACUUAAUAUCCAGUUUCACUUCUUUCAAACACCCCAACGUUUCUUUGAAAAGAUUCGGUUACUCUUUGCAGAGGUUUUGACAUUUCUUUUGCAGUUGUGAGAGUUGCAUGUCAGUGUUAUUUCUCACCAAAUGAAGGUCUGUCGUAAGAUCUUUGUAAAUAGCAUCUAGUGAGAGUCCAAGUUUACCAAUCGAGCGUAACCCAAUAAGAUUGAGCGGUGAUGUAGUGACGUUGAAAGGUAGACUGUGCAUGGAGUUGUUGUCCAGAUAACAGGCCCCAUUAAGCUGAAGAGCAUUUCUUGCUGCAGAUUCGUAGCAAGUGCUAUUGGGGAAAAGCUUUGGUCGUCCCAAUUGUUUCCAUGUAGAUUCGGAAUAAAGUUAUCGUCCAAAUCCUUCAAUGACCCUCAUCAUUGCUUGCAGUUCUUGCCGAUGUAAAUCUUGUUGCUUUUGAAAUUGCUCCUGUUGUUGUCGAAGUUGAACUUGCUGCAAUUCAAGAAGCUCGACCAACUUUUCAUUUGCCAUUCUUCAGGUGAAAGAUUCUUCUGUAUGCGAAGUCCUCGUCGCCAAUUGAUUUCUGUUGUAUUUUUACGCAUUCGUUAGGGUAGCUUGCGGUGACCGAAAAGCUAGAUCCUCCUUUAACAAUGCAAUCGCUGGCAGAAAUCAAACAGAGAGAAAGACAGAGUGCCAAUCUAUGAUUAACACAAGUACUUUCUCUAAACUGUAAAAAUUUGAGUGAGCAAUUAGCUAGCAACUUUUAUAGUUAUCUGUCUUAUGUACCUUGACAAUCCAUUCUUCGUGUUAGCACCACUAUGUUCACACGUCUCGGUUAAUCAAAACAUGUCUACGAAGAAACAGGUGUUAGCAAACAACUUUAAUACAAAGGGUGUUUACCAAAAAAGUUGUUUACCAUGAAAGUUGUUUAUAAAAAUCGUUUAUCAAAAACUUGUUUACGUUUGUAACAAUUACGAACGGCCGAUGUAAAGAGCACUUCUAUGAGAAGAACAACUUGGUCCCUUGACAAGAUGGUGCAAUUGCUCAAGCUAAACCGAAAACUGAUUUAUGAGACCUUUCAAUCCAAAGAUCCUCAUUUUCAAACAAGUCAAGCUAACACCACUUUUUAAGAAAGGUUCGAAAAAGAACCCCACAAAGUAUCACCCAAUUUCUUUACUUCAGCAACUCUCGAAUUUUUUUGUCAUUUUUGGUGAAGUAAGAAAGUACCUCGAUGAAAAGAACAAACUACUUUGAUACCAACCUGGCUUUUUCCUCAUUCAAAGGAUACCGUCUAAUCUUACCUGAGUGACAAGAUUCUCCAAGGAUUUGAAACGGGAAUAUUUACAGGCAUGAUCUAGAUUGAUCUUUAAAAAGCAAUUGACACAAUCGACUAUAGCAUUUUCCUGGAUAAAUUAGCACACCUUUGCUCUGGUAAAUCUGCCAUCCUGUGGUGUAAAUCUUACCUUCAGGGUCGACUCUAUACGGUUAACAUAGGAAAGAAGUACUCUAAUCAUGAUGAUCUGUCGUGGAGGGUCGCUCAGGGAACUAUUAUUGGUCCUCUCAUAUUCCUUUUAUAUGUAAAUGACAUGGCACGGGCAGUCGAUUGUGACCUGUUUCUAAAUGCAGAUGAUUCUUGCUUAAAUUUUAGAGACAAAAGCAUUGGGCAGAUUAAAAACAACUUGAAUCGAAAUUUCAAUUCACUCUAUGAUUGGUUUGUAGAAAACAGGCUCAGCAUUCAUUUUAAAGAAGACAAACUAAAUCCAUUCGCUUUGGUCGAAAAAAAUUACAAAACCCUUAACAACUUAACAAAUUCGACAUCACCAGGAGGGGAGGUAUGAAGAUUAAGCAGCACUCAACGCUUUUAAAUGAUUUUAAUCAACCUCAUGGUCAAAAUAUGGUCACUGACCUAAAAAAGACCUUUUUAGAUCAGUGUUCCUGGUACCCAACCCAGGGUUGAAUGAGAGGCUCCUAACAAAGUUCAGGAUGGACCAAUGUGUCUGUGUCAAUAUUGUGAAGUUUGUCAUCAAAGGAAUUGCUCCAGCGUACAUUGUCAUCAAAGGAAUUGCUCCAGCGUACAUUGUCAUCAAAGGAAUUGCUCCAGCGUACAUUGCUGAGAUUUUUCAUCCGGUCAAGCAGGACCGAACAACGCGACAUUCAAUGUUCAAUUUAGACCUACCAUUUGGGAAAAGAAAUGCUGGACAAACGGCCCGUUAGACUAGGGCUCAAAACAUGGAAUAGUCUUCCAUAAAAGAAGGAAGAUAGCAUACAUGUCUACUACUAAGGACCGGCUUGCAACUAGCAACAGUUGUCAUGGUGACUCGGAGCAUUGUCUUGUUUGAAAAUAAAAAGGGAUUUUUUGUUCCCAAUAAAUCAUUUUCAAACCCUUUUUGAGAUUUUUGUCUCCAAGUCUCUUGGUAAUAUCCGGAAUAGCUCCAGACCAUUACACAAGCUAUGUUUACAAAAGUUUGCUGAAAUCAUUUUGGGCUAGCAGCUUGACCAGUUGUCCUCCAGACUCGAGACAUUCCUGAGUCAUCACGAAGCCAAAACCGGCUUUCAUCCAAAAAAAAUUAAAUCCUCACAAUUGGUUUAAGGCCAUUCAAGCAAUGCUUUUGCCCAUUUCAAUCCAAGCAUUUUGAAGGGUUAUCUGUAGGAAAUGGUCCAGAUAAAGUUGACUCUACAUCCACUUGAGUUGCGAAAUGUAGCUGGUGAGCUGCCCGACAAAUGCCUCUCUCCCCCCUUUCCGAAAGUUUUUGUGAUCGGCCAUGGCUGUAUGGCAAUAAAGCCUGUCUUUUCGAAAAUUUUCCAGAUUUUUUAAGCACCUGACUUUCUGCAGCUUACUUGCCUUGCAUUUUUCGAGAAUGAAUUUUCUUCCACUUCUCGAAAAUUUACCAGUGUUUGUUCGUUUUCCGAAUACUCUCGGAUGACGCCAUAUAAAUUUUUCCCACCAUUAUAAGAUCAAAAUGUUUCUAUUGCUGCACGUAAUCAAUGCAUUGGCAUCAGAUUUCAGGUCAUCGUUCCCAUAAUUUUCCGACUGUAUAUCCUUAAUUGCUUAAAUUGUCGAGAAUCAUGUAGUCACAUGGCCGUGAUGCGCCAUAUUGAGAAAUCACAGGGUUGCCAUGGUUUUUUUAUUGUUUGAAGCCAGUGAUGGUCACAGGGGACUGUAAACAUGAACUCGAGGCGGGAAAAAUUUGGGUAAUCAGGGUUAGAAACCGCAAAGCAAAUGGAAAUAAACAAACAUGGAAGCAACAACUUUAAGUGAUCUUAAUGGGAUAAGGUCAACAGCUGGCAGAAUUGUCGGGACGGCAUACCCAUCUCUGCGCACCUCCAGAAUAAAACAAAGUAAAGGCCGAGCUUUGAGUGGGAGCUGGACUCAUGUCCGCAGGGCGUUAGCAAAUGAUAAGCUUUACAGUGAAAGAACCAAAUCUACCACUGAGUGGUUUGAUGUGUGGGAUUCAUCCCAGCGAUGCAGGUUCUUCUUGUCAUUACUGCGGAGAUGCACUGCCAUGGAAUUGGCUUACAUUGAAGGAUGGUUUAUUCAAAGAUCUCCAAUUUUAAGACAAGAUUUCACAACAGUAUUACCAAGGUGGAUUUCAUUAUACAUCUUUUCUUUCUUGGAUCCAAAAAGUCUUUGUCAAGUGGCUCAAGUAUGCUGGCACUGGCACUUUCUUGGUGAGCAAGAUGCAGUCUGGAUGCCUAAAUGUGUUAGGCUUGGGUGGCUGCUACCAGUUUUUCCAAACAAGAAGGAGUAUGGAGCAUGGAAACUACACUAUAUACGCUGUAUUCAGAGCCUUGAUCACAAAGUUUCUGCAUACCAUGUCAGAGGUCCUGCAAAUAGUCAAAAUAUGAUUUCAAUUGAAGAUAGUGUGGUUUUUCAAAAUGAUCAUUAUGAAAAUGACUCUGAAUAUGAGUAUGAAGACCAGACAGACUUGAAGGAUUCUGCCAUUGUUCAUGACUCUCCCCGACCACAGUGGCAGACAACUGGCAAAAAUCCUGGCCUGUUUGAGAAAGAUUUUUUGUCAACUCUGAGCACAUCAAUGACAAAUAGGCCCAGACCUCCGGAUUCCAACAAUAACGAAGGAGGCCAUCAAAGAAGCAGGAGUGUUCCUGCUGAUUUUACAAGACCAGUCACUCUGAAAUUUGGCCGCCAGCUAAUGCGUGGAAAAACUGACGAUAAAGGCAAUUCAUAUUCACAGAAAGAUUUGUCAUUGAAACGACGCUCUUUUGCUGAAUUUUCAAAGAAAAACACUCAAAAAGACACGAGAAUUGAAAACCACAGUGUGGAAAGGCGCUUAAAGCAAACUGCAGGGUCACUGUAUCAAACCAGACGUGCCCUUGAAAGCAAAGCCUUUCACGUCUCUACAAUGGACGAUUCCAAGAUAAGGAACGACUUUUUAUAUGAUCAACCUGUUGUGCUGUUUAUAUCUUCAAGAAUGCCAUCGAAGGAGCUACUUCUGGACUGUACCCUUUUUGGUAUUGUUGCUAUUUUGUAUGAUUACGAGGGUACAACAUUAGAAGACCUCAUUACGAAGCUCAAGCUAAGGCUGUGCGGCAGAUUUGCAAGGUGCAUUGGUUUUUGUGUUGACGGUGACAAGACACAGGGCACCGCUAGAAUAGUUGAAGGUACAACCCUUUCCCUUUCGACUCUGAAGCAUCCGCAGAUGCAAGAGUUUUGGAGGGAGCUUUGCACUCGUAUUGCUGACAGCAAAGAAGCAUGCGUUGAUAUCUUCUGGCCGCUAGCUGCAUCAGAAAAUGGAACUGAACUCAUGGAAGAACUGUCCCGGAUAACUGGCACUCCAUUCUCGUGCCCAGCGGGUUACGAUGGCUCUUUGACUCGUAUGGAAACAGAAUGGAUCAACUCGACUGGUCGAGGCAAACCUCAAGAAAAGUACUUCAAAAGUAACAGAAUAAUGUUAUGGACGAAUCAUUGUGAAUACUUGGAGGAAACGAUGAGAUCUUUACGGAGCUUGUUAAGAAGUCAUCUGUACCAGGAGUAUUCGGGAAUAAUCAACAGAAUGAUUGGGAACCUUGCUGGGAAGUUGAUGAAAAUCGCAGACGUCAUUGAAGUUGAAAAGCUGUGUGGUGUGUUGUCUUCUGUUUGCACGUCAGAGUUCCAUCUGUUGUCAGAGGAAGAAACAAACAAUCGACUGCGGGCAAUCACUAGAAUGAUUUCUGAGCAAAGUGAAAGUGGUGGUGAAAAGUCUGACGGCAUGAAUAUAAAUGAAGAUCCUGGUGCGUCACAAGUAGAGCAGAGAACUCAAUGUGCUUUUGCUAUUUAUCAAACUGAAUGUCAGUAUAGAGAUAAGUUACAGAUUUUGAAGAAUGUUUACUUCAAGCCAUUGGCUUCCUGCGUCCAGUCAAACAGGGCCAUCAUAUCGAACAACUCAGUCAAAAUGAUAUUUAGUGACUGCGAUGCCCUAGAAAGGAUCUCAAGUCAACUAGCCAUCGACCUCAAAAAGAGGCUAGAUUCUUGGAAUUCAGAACAGUGCCUUGGCGAUGUUUAUUUGUCUUUCUCGACCAACCUCAAAGGUUACUCAAAUUUUCUCAAAAAUUACCCGACAAUCUUGAAGACAAUAGAAAGGUGCAUUGAAGAAACUCCAUCGUUCCGUGCAUUCCUGGAUCGACAAAAGAAAGCCAUGGAGUCAAGACAACUAAGUGUUCAAGAGCUGUUAUUGCUGCCAACGAAAAUAAAUUCAAGGCGUGCAGACCUUCUCUCGUCUUUGUUAAAAUGCACACCAAGCGAACAUAAAGAUCGGCAAUAUAUCGCAAAAUCAAUAAGAAAAAUGAAAGAAAUUUCCGACUGCUUUAUACAAGCCGAAGAAAGAGUUGAAAGGGAGGAAAGGUUUAAAGAGCUGCAGUCGAGAAUCAAAGGCUGUCCGCCAUUGACCCAGCAAGGCAGAAUCUUUCUCAGAGAAAUGGAGCUUUCAGAGCUACUUGCUUUAAAAGGAAAUGAAGAUGAUGACAACAGAUCGGCCUAUAUUCAUGUUCGUGAAGUGACAAUCUUCUUAUUCAACGAUAUAAUCCUCGUUGCAAAAAGAUUGACUCGGCUGAAUGCCUUUAAGCGCUCAACUCGCCAGGAACUCAGAUAUGAAUUCACCAUCGAUCCUACUCGUAUACGAGUUUCGGAUGCACCGGAUACUAAUUAUUUUCAAAAUGCAUUCACAAUUUCCUUUCCUGAACGCGAUUGGCUUCUUCAGGCACCUGGUCACGAGGAAAAACUUUCCUACAUGUCAACAUUGACACAGGUGUCGUCAUCCUCUGUCCCGAUGUCAGGAAAAUUGCUAAGCUAUAGGUAAAUUUAAGUCCCACAACAAAGACGUAAUAUUCAACGAUCUCCUUGAAAUAGUCUGAAGUGUUGGAGAAUUGUCCGUUGUCCGGAUUUCAUUUCCACAGAACUUGCACCAAAGUAUAAGAAGAAAUGCGGCGCGAAAUGAUUUGUUCAUUCUUAAUAGGUGUCCGCUGUUUGUAGGCGUCCGUUGCUGGUAGGUGUCCGUUGUUGGUAAGUGUCCAGUGUUGGAUGCACUGAAAUCUAAUAGAUGCACUGAUUUUAAUUGCAUCAAAUUAAAUAGAUAUGUAUAGUUGGUUCUAUAGUCACUCUACUGGAAAUCAGACCGUCGAUACAGUCGAUAAGCACCGUUUACUGCAUCCUCUAUUUGUAUUAAUAACCUUGAAAUAGAUUUUUAGCAAAGUCUACCGCUAUGGAAUGAAAUAUAAUAAAACUUAGAUGAACAGCUAUGCUAAACUUGUGUAAAAAGGCUAACAAAUCGUUGUAGUUAUAAGUUUAAAUCAAUUAAGUCGUAUAGUAGUUUAUUAUGAAACGAUCCAUUAUUGUGAAACCGAAGCAAAAUUGAAAAUUAAUGUAAGCUCAAAGUUUGCGUAUAAUCAUGAUGAUAUUUCCCACACAAGAAAACUAGCAAACUUUGGGCACGUGUUUCCAUGUGAAAUCCAAUAGAAGAAACUGGUGUAAUUUCCCCAUAUUAUUAAAAAUAUUUUGCAGGGAUUUAAGAAACAGCAUCUUCGGUCUUGAAAGCCCUGCGGUUAAAAAGCUAAUAGUAUAACCAAUGCCCUGGGUACCAGCCUCAAUGAAUCCAAUAUAAAAUAUACGCUCAAAUGAAUCCAAAAAAGAUUGCCUUUUACUCAGGCUAUAUAUGUAUAUUUUUGAAUAUAUGUAUGCAUUUUUUAACUUUGCUUUUAUAUUGCUGUGUUCGUAUUAUUUUGGUAGAAAUGCAGUAGUCUGAGCCAAUUAAAUGUAGAUAAUUUUUGAUAAAUGAAAAAACGCUUGAUAGAGAAGGGUUGCCUAGAAGACCUUUUUUAGAUAACUAGAACCCCUUUAUUCCUAAAAGGCAUAGUCAUUUGUAAUGAAAUGCAAUUCAUUACUUUCAAGGGUAAACGCAGCUCCUAUAAAGUGGGAAUGCAGCUCUGGGGGAGGGGGCAGCAACGCCCAGUAUACUCCUGGAAAUAGAAUAGUUCCCUUUUUAUAUAUCGAAUCCAAUACCCUGGGUGCUCAGAGAGUCAAGGGAUGAAGAACGGGGGAAGGAAUUGCGAAGGAGAAUGAAAGAGCAAACGUACGAAUCCAACAUCUUUUCCAAAAAAGGCAAUCAAACAUCAUUUACUGACGACAAAACGAAAGGGUUCUGCCUACCUUAACCCCACAAAGUUUUUUUUGGAAGGGGUGCAAACCCUGAAUCUCCCUUUGCAUACGGGAGAUUGGUUAUUGUUCAAUAUUGAGCACCCUACUAGUAAUUAACGUGACCCUGCCAGUUCCAAUUUGAUACAUUGAAUUUUAACCUCCUUUACUCUAUUCUGUUUAGAAAUACCUAGAGCAUUUCCCUUUAGUUUUUUUAAUCCUUGUAAUUGAAAAUGAAUUUGGUUAAUAUAUAACCAACCGAAUUAAGAAAAUAAUAAUUAAAGAUUAAUGAUUUUUAUCCAUCAUUUUAUUCGUCUUUGUGUUUCUUAAUUGAUUUCAAAAGCACAACUGUAAGAGUAAACCGAAAAGAAAGUCCCAAGCCAACUGCAUUGAGUAUUUCUCGAAACAUUGAUGCAAAUAUGACAGGGAUAGCAAUACUGGUGUUGGACUGGCAGGACUGCAAACUAAGUUUUCCGGGAGGGGGGGGGUUACUCCUAUUAUGUUCUAACAGGGGGUCCAGUGAGGGUCAAUGAAGGCCAAAGCUAAAAUGUUGAAAAAUUACCCUCAAAUAGUAGUGUUUUUUUACCAUAACCCUCAAAUAGUAGCAAAAGGACGGAAACUAUGCCAUUGGUAGCAUCCAUUUUUUUGUACGCGCCUGGUCCUUCUUUGAAAAAAUUUCUUCGUCAUUGACUGUUGUUGAUUCGGGGAAGAUAAAACCUUGUUUAUUGUCUAUAAAAAUCGCAAGCUAAACUAAGCCGUUAAGUUAUUAUCGAAACUGGGGCAUUUGGUAGCCAUUUGGUAAAACACUCAAAUCGAUUGGACCCCCCUGUCAGACCUUAAUGGGAGUACCCCCCCCGGCCUAAAUUUACAAUCAUGUUGGCAGCACUGAGGGUCAAAUAGGGUCAUUGUUGAAUCGGGCUCAAGUAGAGGAUUUUGCUCUAAAAACCUUUCCGUAUUAUUUUGUUGUGCCAAAGAGGGAACUCGAGACUGACUGGGGACAAAAAGUCUUAGCCUGCCUGUGGCAUUGGAAGAUAGAAAAAUGUCUGGGUCGUCGGAUUUUUUUACCGCGUUCAGUAUUUACCGGAAAUUUCUCAUCCGGGACUGUAUUUGCCGGGCUUGUAACAGAGAGCUUUAACUUGCGUUUUUGUCUUUUAGUGAGAUCAUUUAAAUGUAUAUGAAUAUCAAUGCAAAAUAUGUGGCUUUCACUUAGUUCAGUUCAUCCCAGUUCAUUGCUUUUCUCAUGUCAUCUUCAUACAUAUAAAUCGUGUCACCACCAACGAAGUUGUAAAUCUCUGAGUGUUUUAUAGCAUAAAAGAAGUCAUUCAUAAAAAUUUUGAAUAAAAAGGGGCCAAGUGCUGACCCCCGUGGAACUCCUUUUGGUAAUGGUAGUAUUUUCCAGCUACUAAAGCUAUGGCCUAUUUUGACCCUCUGCUUUCUCUCAGGAUCACUUGUUUUGGUGUUGAGUUCAAAUUCAGGCAGAGUUUGAAAAGAAUAAUCCUGCCUAGACCGUGAAAAAGAUAAAGUAAUGAAGCUUAUGUAUUUAAAAUUAUGCGAGGAUUUGGCAACGAUGUUUGGAAAAUGUUUAUUGGAACCAUAUUUUGAAACUGGCUGUUCUUUAUCUAUAUAAUUUUCCCAGAAUAUUUAUUAGAUAAUUGAAACGACUUUUUUUAUACUCAAAAAUAUAUCCAAGCUCGCGCUAGUGAAAUUUGCCUGCAUUUUGAGAUUUUAUCAUUUUUCAUGAAAUUCUGAAGGUAUUCGCAGGACUUAAUUGAGAUUGGGGUAGUUGUUGCAAAUGAAGUUAGCGACAGUAAACCUUUAUGAAGUCUAGACCAGGCUGUAUGGUCACGUGAUUGUACAUACCAGUCUGAUCUGUCCGUCGAUGUCGUUCAAAGCCCACGUGACGUGUCAAUAAUGGUAGACCAAAAGAAUUUUUACUUCCUCGCUCCUCGCUUCAGUUGUCAAUUUGCGAAGCCCAGUCAGAUUCGCCUGUGCUGUAGGAGACAAACGUGAAUCAUGGUGCUUUCUACGUUGCGAAGGUUAUUUUAUAAGCACCGAUAUAUUGGAAAUGCAGUAUUUUACACAUGCCUACUUACUUCUGCCGAUUUUGUAUGUCAGAAAAUACAAUUUGGUGUCUUGUCGAGCUACGACUAUGAACGAACUGGUAGAAUGGCGACUAUGGGAUUUUUCUACUAUGGGCCUGUCUCUACUUUUGUGUACAACAAUUUAGAUAGAAUAUUGCCUGGUAGUGGUGCAAAGGUGGUAAUGAAAAAAUUGAUUUUUGAUCAGAUGGUUUUCACGUGCAUAUCUACCGGAAUUUUUUAUGUAGGAAUGUCACUAUUGGAAGGAAAAACUUGGAACGAGACUAAAGCUGAGCUCAAAAAAAAGUUCUUGCCAACAUAUGCGGCAAGCUUCAUAAUUUGGCCUACAGCACAGGCUAUUAACUUUGCAUUCAUACCAACUGCUUAUCGUGUGGUGUAUAUAUCAACUAUUGCUUUCUUUUGGGUCAUUUCCCUGUCUUAUCUGAAAAACAAAUCAGAAUUGCCCUACAUGCUCAAAGUUAUUGAAGACUUGACCAAAGAGAAGGAUGAAGUAAAAGAAAUUCAGUUUGGGUCAUAGGAUGAAACUUCAAUGGUUUUUUAUAGAAUGAAAAUCACUUUUGUGCUUGUGUUGCCACAAUGUGAGGUACAGCUUUGUAUACUUUUUUAGCUUGGGAAAAUAUUUUACACAUAGUUGCAUUUAUGAUGAAAUGUUUAACAUACAUUUCACAAAAAAAACAUAUUUAGCUUACAUUCACAUUUAGACAUAUUAUCAAUUCAAUUUUUUAGAAUCCGGGAUAAGAGAAGACAUAUUAUAAUAAAACAAACAGGGCUUUUUAAUUAUAUGAUUGUGUUCUCAAAAAUGUUGGGAGUAACCCACAUGUGAUGUGAUGCCCUGCUGAGCUGGUACUGAUUGCAUUCAUGUAUUUUUCGUAUAUGUUAAUUCAGUGUUUAAGGCAAUUCAUAGUUAAUGAUGUAGCCAUAGCUUGGGAAAAGGAACCUUUCGGGCUGUGGCAAGUAAAUUAUUCCCGACAUCAUGUCCAUGUGAAUUCCAACUUUGUAACAUGAGAAAUAUUUUUCAAAUGAAACAAGUUAUAGAAUAAAGCAACAGUCAGUGUACUCAGAAUGUAACCAGUGUCUUACGAAAGCUUCUUAUUGGAUGUGUUUAGAAACUAUUCUUUGUACAUUUUCAAUUUUGUGACAGCAUACGUUUGUUACUAUAUAGAAGAAAUUGAUAGUUGUAUAUAUAUUUUUUCAAAGUAUAAUUCAAAGUACAUUACAUCUGUGCAUAUUCAAAAGUUGUAAAAUUUAUAGCUCAAAAUUGAAACCAAUUAGUUUUUUGGUAUUUUGUAUUCGUCAUAUUUCGAUGCAAGAAUUUAAAAUACAUUUUUAUAAUGGGGAUAAAAUGAUUGCACAAUGCAUUCAUCUGUUUUUUUGUUUCAUCACUCUAUGGUUUUUUGUUAUUAGCAGUUAAUACCCUGAUAUUAAAUAUCAUGUUAAACUUGUUAAACUGGAGCUACGAAAUUUCGAAUUCAUACGUAGUUUUCCAACUGGUUUUCUUAGGCUUAUAUUAGAAUGACUAAAUUCUGAACUAAAGUAAGUCAGGAUGUUUUAAAGAGAAAAUAUGUGUUGAAUAGAAAUAAGAUUUUCGAAUAGCACUAUUUUGUGCGUGUUUGCUUUGCCAUAUAGUCGGAAAUGAGGUAUUUUUCAGUAAGUGUUCUUGUAGAAUUCAUUUUUUAGAGUUAAUGAAAGGUUAGAAGUACUGCUUUAAGGAUUUAACAAAGUUUUCUAAAUGAAGUACGACGGAAAGAUGGUGUCCUUUGAUCUUACAGUAACCUGUAAAGAAUAUUUUCAAGAAGCGAGCAGGUUUUUUCAGGAGUCCUACAAGGCUCAUUUCUAGAGCCUCAUUAGCCGGAAGAACGAGAAACGAGUUGGCAGUUAGAAAUCCUACCUAUUACGAGCAAAUAACUAAACGGUUCUCAGAACGGACGGUAUAGAGUAAAUUUUCAUGCCAAUAAAGUGAAUUUGUGAGAUUGCAUUUUAAAGGAGAAGAUUCGAGCUUGGUAGAAUGAUAUAAAAAAAACCCAAAAAAGUUUAGGGACAAGCCUCCUAGCCCCGUUCCAGCCAUUCCUUGUGGACUUGUGCCAGUGUGACCUGAUCUAGCAUAAUAUUAUGGUUUUAGCAUCACAUUGGCCACAAAUCGUCAUUUAGCAUAAAAUCAUUGUUCAAUUGAUCCGUUGUCUAUCGUUACCAAAUGGGAGUAAAUUGGGAGUAGAUUGUGCCUUUCCAUUUUCAGGAUUUUACCAGAUGUUUGGAAUGGUUGGCAGCCACAUAUCUUAUGGUUGGCAGCCAAAUUAAACCAGCUAAAUGCAGUAUACAAAAAAGCUAAAUUUUUUCUAAUUGUGAGGAGUGAUAGCGUAAUCAAAAUUUGCUUUGUAGGUUACAAAAGUUUUCACUUUUAUCUUAAAUUGUAUGUUUCUUUUACUUUGUUUCAUCAUUCAUCAUUUGCAAUUUUGAAAUUAUUUUAAAAAGUUUUGAAUAUCAUCUGUGCAAAAAUUUUUGUAUCCUUUGCAUUUCGUUGUUUUUUGCAACAUGCGGCCAGAAUUCAGUCAAAUUUUGCUUCUUCGGCCAAAUCAAUUUAUGACGGCCAAGGAGUUUUGAAAAACUGCUAAAAUGGAGAAAUUUAGCCAUCAAAACCAUUGAUCUAAAUUGCUAAUUCUUAUUUAUGAAGAAUGAGUACGCUGGGCUUUAGAUGAGUGGUCAAAAAGGCCAAAUGGCAACUCUGGCCUCUUUAUAUUCUAAGCAUGUGUUAGCCUCUUUCUCGAGCAGGGUUGCCUUGAUUUGAAAUUUAACAUAAUUUUGCAAAUCUAGCACAAUCUUAUGACAAAUUUGGCAUAAUUCCAAAAUUGAGAUCUGGUCACACUGGCUGGUGCGUGGUGUCUGCAUUACAAAAAAGAUCGUGCUUUCAAAUUGUGCGAAAAGAUAAUAAGACAAGACAAGCACAAUUUGUACAUCAGUGAGAGAAUAGAUUAUUUGCCAUAUAAACAAGAAUCUCGUUUAUAGUAUCAAAACUUUUUGAAGAACAGAAUUUGAUGAAAAAUAAUUUGACGGGCUGAAUGCAAUUUUGAAUUCUUCAUAAGCAAAAAGGGGUUUAAGCAAGCUUCACCCAGCUUUUGUCCCAGACAAAAUAUUCAUUCAAUUAUGCAUUAAAUUUUAAGAAAUAAAUGACUGAGAUCGCAGAGAUCUGAGACUUCUACGAGGAUGAGGUGAGUUCUCAGAGGACUUCUACCAGACGAGACAAUGGCACGGAUUCUCGCAGCAAACCCUAUUUCUGCCGAUGUAGAGAAGCUGAUUCCCACCUACAAAAAGAUAGAAGCAGGUGGGGAAAGCAGAAUAGCUCCAGAAAAACUAACCAGAUAUAUAUAGAUAUAGCAAUAAAUAAUCUUGCAAGUUUCAAAUUCCAUGAACAGCUGCAGAGAUAUGGCUCCAAAGUCUAGCAAGCAAGACCGAUUUAAGGGAGUUUUUGCAGGAGAAAGGAAAGAAAAAGGAACAUUGAUAGAGAUCCGAAAAAACCAUGUAAAAAGGUUUCCUUUCGAUACCUUUUUGCUCACAAGUUAAGACAUCAUUAUAUGUUGCUAAUUUUCUUAUUAACCCAAUCCAUGUAUUGCAAAGAAUCAGCUUUUGCUUCUUAUACUUCAUCCAUUUAAGAAUUUGCUCAAUUAGGACAUGCUACUUGCACUCUGGUGGCAGUUUUUAUAUUUGCCACGCCUAUGUAUCAUGCCAAUCCGAGUAAAGCACCACGCUCAAUUUUUAUCAAAAAAUUGUGAAUCUAUAAAAAAAAUUUAUUUUAGGCCCUACGAGAAGGCUUACUAUCACUGUAGAAAACAGAUUGUUUUUAAUCUUAUUUACUUGUUGUUGUUUUUUCAGUAGAACUAUUUUGGACUUUUGACCCUGCUAUUAUUAGAAACUUUUAGCAUUGUUUAGGCAUGUCCUCGGGGACACGUGACAUUUCUUCUCGUUAUAAGCGUGUCUUCGAGGAUUUGCAUUAUAGCCCUAUAUAAGCUUUGGGCGUGUUUUACCCAGUAAGAAGAGA
Molecule: messenger RNA, 14569 nt
Organism: Rhopilema esculentum
Lineage: Eukaryota; Metazoa; Cnidaria; Scyphozoa; Rhizostomeae; Rhizostomatidae
Product: epithelial cell-transforming sequence 2 oncogene-like
Molecular function (GO): guanyl-nucleotide exchange factor activity; protein binding
Source: RefSeq, a predicted model, not a curated record